ACUCCAAGACUCCAUCUUUGAAAUCGAAACACAAGUUCCUCUUCGUCGAAAACCCUAGAGUCAGGAAAUUUUCCCUCGCUUUCUCGCAUUUUCUCGAGAAAAAAAGAAGAAGGGAGGAGAUGUCGGGCCGCGGGAAGGGAGGCAAGGGGCUGGGCAAGGGCGGCGCGAAGCGGCACAGGAAGGUGCUGCGUGACAACAUCCAGGGCAUCACGAAGCCGGCGAUCCGGCGCCUGGCCCGCCGGGGCGGCGUGAAGCGUAUCAGCGGGCUGAUCUACGAGGAGACCCGCGGGGUGCUCAAGAUCUUCCUGGAGAACGUGAUCCGCGACGCCGUGACCUACACCGAGCACGCCCGCCGGAAGACCGUCACCGCCAUGGACGUCGUGUACGCCCUCAAGAGGCAGGGCAGGACCCUGUACGGCUUCGGCGGCUGAGCCAUUGUCUUCUCGGUGGAUUUUCUCAUCGUCUUAGAUGAGGGGUGGGUUGCUUUUGUAAAUCUGUGCCGGUGGGGAAUUAGGCUGGUGUUGUUGUAGGGCGGUUGGGGCAUACAGAGCAAUGCUUGUUUAUGUGCUGGGAUUCCCAAAAACCAUUUUGGGUUUAAUCUAAAUGUCUUAUUGUGUUUUCGUUUCUGGGUUUGAAUUUGUUUGUUUCGAAAUUUGAAAGAAGUUACCCGAAGGGGCCGAGUGAUCAAUGUCAAUGCUGAUCUUAAUUAGAUUGGAA
Eucalyptus grandis is the source of this 717-nucleotide messenger RNA. RefSeq names its product histone H4. The transcript has a single exon. Gene Ontology annotation, molecular function: structural constituent of chromatin; protein heterodimerization activity; DNA binding. NCBI's taxonomy places the organism in Eukaryota, Viridiplantae, Streptophyta, Magnoliopsida, Myrtales, Myrtaceae. Gene Ontology annotation, biological process: nucleosome assembly. Bases 120 to 431 code for a protein of 103 amino acids. The record is from RefSeq and is a predicted model, not a curated record. Gene Ontology annotation, cellular component: nucleosome.